Molecule: messenger RNA, 1398 nt
Organism: Diabrotica balteata
Lineage: Eukaryota; Metazoa; Arthropoda; Insecta; Coleoptera; Chrysomelidae
Source: the annotation of a GenBank genome assembly
AUGGGCAAUACUGAAAGUAAUGUUACUAGUGGCGUCAAGAAACAAGCGGGAGCAGCACUUCAACCGAUUUAUAAGUUAUGCGAUCUUAAAGGUGGUGGUCUGUUGGUUGAAUUAAUGAAGAGGGCUACACAGAACAAACAAUAUGCCGAAAUUGAUCAUGCUAUCAAAACUAAAGUUGAACAUUUUUUGUACAACAAGGGGGCUGGUCGAUAUAUUCCAAUAUCUCAGUUGGUUCUGUUGAGAAAUAAGGAAAGAGCUAGACACAAAUUGUUGCCACAGCUAAGAACUAUGGAAAAUCCCGAAGACUUUGAAGUUAAUGAUGAAGGUCCCGAAGUUUCCGAAGAAGAAUAUCAAAAGAAUGCAAACGUGAAUAUUCAUGAACGAUGUUUUGGAAAUUUUAUGUGCCCUGAAGAUCAAAAGUUUUCAAGAUCAGAUUCUUUAGAUCAUGAAUGGGUAAAUGUUUGUCAAGAAACAAACUACGAAGGAUACGUCUACUGGGGAGAAUACCCACUAACAUUCGCUGCUUGUUUGGGACAAGAAGAAAGUUUUCGAUUAAUUUUAGCUAGAGGAGCUGAUCCAGAUGCUCAAGAUUCAAACGGAAAUACCGUGUUGCAUUUAUUGGUUAUUAAGGAAAAGUCGGAACAUUUUGAUAUGGCAUAUGAAGUAGGCUCUAGCCUUUCCAUUAGAAACAAUCAGAAUUUGACACCUUUAACAUUAGCUGCGAAGUUAGCAAGAACCGAGAUGUUUUUUCAUAUUUUAAAUUUGGAAAGAGAAAUAUAUUGGCAAAUAGGAAGUAUAACUUGUGCUGCGUAUCCUUUAUCCCAAAUAGAUACUAUAGAUAUGGAAACAGGACAUAUAUGUAAAAUUUCUGCUUUAAAUUUAGUAGUUUUUGGGGAUAAAGAUGAACAUUUGGAACUAUUAGAUGGACUCUUGAUAGAUUUAUUAAAUGCCAAGUGGAACACUUUUGUUAAAUUCAAAUUUUACAGGCAAUUUUUUACUUUUGCUUUCUACUUCAUAAUAUCACUUUUUGCAUUUACACUUAGACCGGGGCCUCCAGAAGCAUCCAAAGCGGCGAAAAAUUCCACGAAUGCCACUAUUCAUAGUCAGCCUAAUAGUACUGUUAAUACUUCAUUAAAUGUUAUAUUGCAUAUAAAUGAAACUUUGAAAAAGAUAAAAUCCAAAGGAGGCAAUGGAAAUGAUGAUGAUUAUGACGUCGAAGAGUGGUGGGAAAAUUUAAGAGAGGAAUGCAGACUUAUGCAGCUCGAUUCAUUGGAAGCUAAAAUAAGGAUAGGUGCUGAAGUAGCUAUAACAAUUGGAUCAUUUUUAUAUUUGGUGGCUGCUUUUCGCGAGGCGGGUUUUCUGGGGCUAAGAAUGUUUUUUGAGAAUCUUGUAUGCUAA